AUGAUAUUGAUUAUAUUGAAACUAAAAUAUCUAGUCUUGGGAUUGAUCAAAAUCUAUUCAGGAUUUAUUAAGGGUCAAGAAUAGCUAUUCCUAGCUUUUCUCAAAUAGGUUAAAUUACUACAAUACAAGAGAAAAUAUUUAGAAGUGAAUUAGCAACAUUAAUACAGAAAACAAUUCCAUGCCAAACAUAAGCACUAAUAUGAACAAUAAAUGCAAUUAUCUUUGUUAAUUUAAUAAACUACUAAAACAUUUAAAUAAAUGUAUGUUUUACCUACUCUUAAAUAUCAUUUGAAUAAGGUGGUGUAAAUAAUUGAUAGUUAAAUCAGUUAGCCUAUCGCCCAUAAAUUAUAGUCUGCUUAUGCUCAUUCUUCAUCCAUAAUCUCUACCUGCCUCAUUCCGAUUCAACCUAGUUAAAAUUACACCAUAAUAAUGGCGACCAUGUAUCUACUUUGUUUAGUUAACAUAUAGGGGUCGUAUUAUGUACUUUGGUUAUCCAAACCCUCUCAUAUGUUUCCUAUCCAAAAAAUUUUUAAUUAAGAAUAUUAUUUUGAGUUAUAGAAAAAUUAAAAAAUAAUCGUAAAUUACAACAGGUUUGUAGUAUGAAUAAAAAUUGGGAUAUAGGCAGAGAUUUAAUCAUAUUCUUUACCUGACAGAAAAAUGA
Molecule: messenger RNA, 661 nt
Organism: Paramecium sonneborni
Lineage: Eukaryota; Ciliophora; Oligohymenophorea; Peniculida; Parameciidae
Source: the annotation of a GenBank genome assembly